AUCGACAUUGGUGGUUUAUUGUGGAAAACUGUAAAAGAGUAUAUGCAUUUGUAGGUAACUAUAACUGUUCAUUUUCAUCUCCUUAGUAUCCUACCACUGGAUGAUGAAUACAGUUGCACUUUUUUGUGAGCGAAAGAAAAUGUUUUUUAUAUUCGCAUCAAGUGCUCGAAUAUCUUUUCUCGAGUUGAUUGGCCUGUUUCCUUAAAUUUCUGUCGACAGUACAAGAAAGAAUUGAAUGCCCUACAUGAAACUAUGGUAAUAUCCGAGAGAAGAUGAAGAUAUUUUUAGCUCCUUGUAGGCAAUAAUCACUCUUAUCUUUUCCGAGUAUCUGAGAAGAAAAAUUCAGUAUGGUGAUAUAUUCGGAAAAAUCUCUGAACCUAUUUGUAAAAUAGGGAUAUACAAAUGUUGGGAAGUAACUAACAAGUAAUGUUACUUCAUGGUUGAUUGAUUUGUAAGAGAAUUUGUAUUUUGAACGUCAUGGAUUAUUUGCUGGGUGUACAAAGCAUGUUUUAGAACUACUAUCUACUAAAAAACUACACGCACGCAAGAGACUCUGAAACCUCACCUAUUCUCCACCAACCACUCCAUAGCCAUUUUUAUUCACGCCUAAAUCUCUUUCAACCAAACAAUCUCCUGUACAUUACACUCCCUCCAUAUUUAAACCCCCAAAGCACGAGGGCGAUGAAGCUCUAUAACCAAGUCAAACGCCGAAAACAUUGUUUUUGUGUUAAGCGCUACUAAGAGAAGCAAAAUGUCUGCGGGACACAUGGAUCUGAAUGGAGGCCGAGAGGAGAGCGGGCCAGGGGGUGCGAGCAGGGGCAAGGCGACGGUGUUGGCCCUCGGCAAGGCCUUCCCCGACCAAGUGCUCCUCCAGGAGCACAUCGUCAACAGCUACCUCCACAACACUAACUGUGACGACGCCGCCACGAGGGAGAAGCUCGAACGUCUCUGCAAGAACACCACCGUGAAGACGAGAUAUACGGUGAUUUCGCAGGAGAUCCUUGACAAGUACCCGGAGCUCGCGACAGAGGGCUCCCCGACCAUCACGCAGCGCCUCGACAUCGCCAACGCUGCCGUGCUCGACAUGGCAGCCGCCGCGAGCCUCGCCUGCAUCGCCGAGUGGUGCCGCCCUGCUGCCGACAUCACCCACGUCGUCUACGUCUCCUCCAGCGAGCUCCGCCUCCCGGGGGGCGACCUCCGCCUCGCCGCGCGCCUCGGCCUCCGCCCCGACGCUGGCCGCGUGGCGCUCUACUUCCAUGGCUGCUACGGCGGGGUCACGGGCCUCCGCGUCGCCAAGGACAUCGCCGAGAACAACCCAGGGAGCCGCGUCCUCGUGGCCACCUCUGAGACCACCAUCCUCGGCUUCCGCCCGCCGAACCCCUCCCGGCCUUACGACCUCGUUGGUGCCGCGCUCUUCGGAGACGGUGCGGCGGCUGCGAUCGUCGGCACCGAUCCAGUCCCCGGAGUCGAAUUCCCCUUCAUGGAGCUCGACCAUGCGGUCCAGCAGUUCCUCCCCGGCACGCACAACGUGAUCGACGGCCGAAUCUCGGAGGAAGGGAUCUACUUCAAACUAGGGAGGGAUCUUCCACAGAUGAUAGAAAAUCACAUAGAAAGCUUCUGCAAAGUGCUUAUGGAAAAAGCCGGCUUAAAGAAGGGCUUCAACGAGCUGUUCUGGGCGGUUCACCCCGGCGGGCCGGCAAUACUGAACCGGGUCGAGAGCAGCCUCGGGCUGAGGCCGGAGAAGCUACAAAGCAGUAGGAGGGCAUUGAUGGAUUACGGAAAUGCGAGCAGUAACACUGUGUUUUAUGUGAUGGAUUACAUGAGGGAGGAGUUGAAGAUGAAGAAGAAGAAUGAAGGGGAAGGUGAGGAGUGGGGGCUGGUGUUAGCAUUUGGACCUGGGAUUACUUUUGAGGGCAUUGUAGUUAGGAGUCUACAGUGAUAGUAAACUAUUGGUCUAGGGUUUUUCGGAGGGAAGUUAUGGAUUUGAAUCUUAGAUUUCUAAAGGAAUUAGUCUUUGGAGGUAACUUUUUGAUUGAACCAUCAUAGUUCGUUUCGAUUGGUCGCCUGUAUCUCUAAAUGCAUUUAUCUCUCAACUGCACUAUAACUACUACAAAAAAUAAUUGAAACUUUUCUUUUGUUUC
Messenger RNA from Ananas comosus (pineapple), 2141 nucleotides. RefSeq names its product type III polyketide synthase A. Gene Ontology annotation, biological process: polyketide biosynthetic process. Lineage: Eukaryota; Viridiplantae; Streptophyta; Magnoliopsida; Poales; Bromeliaceae. Gene Ontology annotation, molecular function: acyltransferase activity, transferring groups other than amino-acyl groups. The transcript has 2 exons. The record is from RefSeq and is a predicted model, not a curated record. The coding region runs from base 752 to 1939 and encodes 395 amino acids.